Messenger RNA from Peronospora belbahrii, 342 nucleotides. The record is from the annotation of a GenBank genome assembly. Lineage: Eukaryota; Oomycota; Peronosporomycetes; Peronosporales; Peronosporaceae.
AUGGCAGCAAACCAGAGUAUCAAGGAACUCUUGGCCGCUGAGAAUAAAGCGUCAAAGAUCAUUAGUGAGGCACGACAAGAACGUGGCGAGCGAUUGAAACAGGCGAAAUUCGAGGCAGAAGCUGAAAUUACUGCCUAUCGUAAGCAAAUGGAGCAAUCAUUUCAAAUGAGUAAUAAUAACGAUUUGAUGGGAAAUGACCCAAAUAUUUUAGAAGAAGAAACCCAGCGCGAGAUUCAAACAAUGCAAACCGAGUUCUACCAGAACAAACAAGCGGUGAUUGCCUUAAUGGGACAACACGCUGUGCGUGUGCAAAUCCGUGUACCUGAAGCGCGUAAAGCGUAG